Messenger RNA from Trematosphaeria pertusa, 660 nucleotides. RefSeq names its product DUF1242-domain-containing protein. The transcript is spliced from 3 exons. Gene Ontology annotation, biological process: protein secretion; intracellular transport. NCBI's taxonomy places the organism in Eukaryota, Fungi, Ascomycota, Dothideomycetes, Pleosporales, Trematosphaeriaceae. The coding region runs from base 234 to 452 and encodes 72 amino acids. The record is from RefSeq and is a predicted model, not a curated record.
AAACCUUAUGUGCAAAGGUAAGAGCGAGAAGCUCACGAUGACGAUCACCAGCCGCGCACGGACACUUUCCGGCGUGAAUGAUUUUCCACAUCCCGACACCUCCAACUGUCCACAGCGUCGCUUUCACCUUAUACCUCUCUACCUCUGCUCUCCUCCGCUUUCACCUACUCACUCUCCUACUAUACAACCCCUCCACCCUCCGACCGCAGUCCACCCAACCCAACCCUAACAAAAUGACCGCACUCUUCAACUUCCAAUCCCUGCUCCUCGUAAUCCUGCUCACGAUCUGCACGUCGACAUACGCGCACUACGUGUUCCCGGGGAUCAUGGACCGCAACAAGGACAGCUACUACAUGGCGCCGUUCUGGAAGAGCGCGCGGGUGGGCGAGCGGCUGAGUCCGUAUGUGAGCCUGGCGUGCGUGGUUAUGGCGGUUGUUGAGUUUAUGGGCUAGGAGCUCUGAUCUAAUGGUGUGUGGAGUGGAGUGCGUGGGAAUGGGGAUGAUUGGUUGCGGAUGAGAAGGCAUCGGGCAUGGUCGGGUUCGGGUUUAUUCAAGCAUGGUGUUAAGGAAGCAUGCAAUGCGUUGAGGAGUCCGGGCGUCGGGGAUCUGGGCGGGCUGGCAAGCAGCUGUGAUAUCGAAUGAAUCGCAAAUCCUAUCCCCC